AAUUGGAUGGAAACCUUUCCUCAAUCCACUCCUCCCGAAAGGAUUGAAGCGAUCUGAAGGAGGUAAUCUAAUACCCAAGUUCUUUCGACCAAUUCUUGGACACAACAAAUCUGCUCCCGCCAACGACGUCUUCUUUCAAAAAAAACAUAAUAAACUAGAGAGUUUGUCGUCUGCUGUGUCGUCCAUCUUCUUGACCGAGAUGGAUUGUCAAAUUUAGUCAUCAACUAUCUUGCAGUGCAUACUAAAGAGCAGCCCAGAAGACUAAAAAGCAAACACUAGAAUCUUUGCCAGGUCUUGCAAAGGCUAAGUCUUGUAGGCUGGCAUUCGAAUUAUACACGUUUGAGGACGAACAACACUCACAGUCUCACUCAAAGUGAGAGCAAUCAAGAUGGGCCUCACAUGGCUAUGGAUUUGGAUCCCAACGCCCGAAGAAGAAUUCCGGAUGCGGAACGAGGCUGAAUUCAGGGAGCGCCACCUCCUGCUCAAGACCAAAGGGGGCAUGGAACUGAGCGUCACCAAGAUGGAUUCCAAUGCUCCUCCUCUGCCGAUAAAGCCCCACACUGUCUCGUCACCUCAAGCAUCCCCUUCCGAAUCGAACGGUGAUUCGAAAAGCCGCUCCUCAGUGAGUACAGACAUCGACAACGACUCGGUGUUUGAACCCAAAGGCAUUGUGAACCCCACCAUGGACUUGCCCUCCAUUUUGGACAACGAGAAGAGUCCCAAUGAGCUGAAAGCUAGGAGCAAGAAGAGCUUGAAGAUCCACAUCGACCACGACGUAUACCAAGACACUCUGAAUUUGCCUACCUCCGAUUCUUCCAAACGACACUCGGUGUCCUCCGGCGUACAGUGGGUGGAAUUCGCCAGUCUUCAGGACCGCCUACAACUGGCCAUGGACACGAUGAAGAUCAAGCACUUUACCAAGCAAAACACCGGCUCGGGUCAAUAUUUGUUGUACUCGUUUUGCGUUCCCGAGGACAAAACCGAGACCCAUCUCAUUUGUCUGCAGCGUCAUGGAAUUGGGAGCAACGCCCGAAGCUCAAUUAGUCUGAUGACCUCACCUCUCCAGUUAGGGGAGGAAUUGUUUCUCGAGGAUCCAGAGGAAGAAUUCCAAGAAUCAAAGGAAAAGAAUGCCAAAAGACAUAGUACCAAAUCAGACCGAUCCGAAGCAUCCAAGCUCGAGCAAAAAGUGGAUAAAUUUUACAACAGCAUCAAAAGUCGAAUGUUGGUGGCCGAGGUGAUUGCUCGGAUCAAAUCUGGCGGCGAAUUCACCUUUGAUUACAUCAUGCUGCUCUUUUUGGCAGGUUGCAUUGCAUUCAUGGGCUUGAUCGAGAAUAGCUCCGUGGUUUUGGUGGCCUCCAUGCUCGUCUCGCCGCUGAUGGGUCCCAUUUUGGCUGGCAUUUUUGGGACGGUCAUCAAAGACAGAAAACUUCGUCGAAGUGGGAUCACCCACGAGGUGAUUUCCCUCAUCAUUUGCAUUCUGACUGGGGCCGUUUUCGGGCUGAUCUUUGCCCCGUGGAUCGGUGCUUAUGGCGUGACGCAAUGGCCCACACCGGAGAUGUUGAGUCGGGGUCAAUUGCGAUCUCUUCUCUCCGGCGUACUGAUCGCCAUUCCCUCGGGGGCAGGAGUGGCCUUGUCUGUCUUGGGAGGAAACGCUGGCUCUCUUGUGGGUGUGGCCAUCUCGGCCUCUCUACUCCCACCAGCCGUGAAUUGUGGUUUGUUUUGUGCCAUUAGCAUCAUUUCUGCUUUGUCCCAAGACGGGAACUAUCUCAUUGGCUACGAGCUCGACGAUGGUCUCCUCCGGGACAAUGGAUCUAAUUCGGUUAUCUACACGCCGAGCUACUCCGAGAAUCUGGCGUUGGAAGCCGCUUAUUUGGGCAUUGUUAGCUUCCUCCUCACCAUCGUGAAUAUCAUCUGCAUCAUCAUCACGGGCAUUCUGUUGCUCAAGCUGAAAGAAGUGACCCCGGAUAAGAUUCCGCAAUCUUUCUCCACGUUCUGGAAGGAGGACAUCAAGGUGCAUCGUUCGUACAAUCAGAUUGUAAAACGCGGUGAUCCCUUGGAGCAAAUGAACAUCGAGGCCAAGGACGUAUUGGGCGGUGAAGUCAACGAUUAUGAUUAUGCCAAGACAUUCGUGAAAAAUGCCGUGGAGAAGGCGCAGGAGGAAAACAGCCGCAUUAAUAUCAAGGAGUGGGUCUCGAUGCCACCCGUCAUGGGUCGCUUUCAAAAGGAUCCCGUGUCCCUGGUAUCCAAACGGAAUUCUCGAUCUGCCAGUACCGCUUUGACGGACCAAGCCAAAGCCUUUCAAAUGGCUGCAGACACUUUGUACAGACAAUCGAGUGUGGUGGAAGAAGUCACCAUAACUUCGAGAACUUCGGAACGAGAUGGCAGCCAAUCUACUUAAGACCAUCACAUAUACAUUUACCCUGUGCUCGUAGAGGUAGUUUAAUUUCACCCAUCAAUCUCCACAGAUAAGAGGACUGACUGUUUCCAACCGUAAAGUGAUUACCGUACUAGCGCCUGAAUUUGUUGAACUCCAAUAAAGGGUGUUUAAAUUGA
Molecule: messenger RNA, 2553 nt
Organism: Tigriopus californicus
Lineage: Eukaryota; Metazoa; Arthropoda; Copepoda; Harpacticoida; Harpacticidae
Exons: 2
Coding region: 389-2398 (669 amino acids)
Source: RefSeq, a predicted model, not a curated record